Fusarium verticillioides 7600 is the source of this 429-nucleotide messenger RNA. RefSeq lists its product as hypothetical. The coding region runs from base 1 to 333 and encodes 110 amino acids. The transcript is spliced from 2 exons. The record is from RefSeq and is a predicted model, not a curated record. Lineage: Eukaryota; Fungi; Ascomycota; Sordariomycetes; Hypocreales; Nectriaceae.
AUGACACGGCUUAGUGUCCCUGGAGGUUCGGUGCUCCGGAUUGUUGACUUCCCUCCCGGUAGAUCAGCCAUGCAUAGAACACUGAGUAUAGACUACGGAGUCGUAAUUGAGGGUGAGAUGGAGCUGGUGCUCGACUCGGGGGAGAAUCGUGCGAUGAAGCGAGGGGAUGUGGCAGUCCAACGUGGCACAAAGCACCAAUGGGUCAACACAGAUGAGGAGAAAUGGGCUCGAAUGGUGUUUGUUCUUCAGGAGAGCAAGCAGCUGACAGUGAAAGGAGUUAAACUAGAGGAAGAUCUGGGGAGCUUGGGUGAUGAGCUGAGACCAUCCGCCUGAAAUACAUUUGACUCGGUGAAUUUGGUCUCAGCUCUGAUAGAAGAAGUGAAGAUAUAUACAGUUAAAUAGUGAAGGGGUACCUUUCGAGUCGAGGCC